AUGGAGAUUCAACACGAGAAGUUACAAGCUUAUGUUAAUUUAUUACAAAAAUCAUGUCAAUUGUCGAUAAAAUCAAGAAAUAAAACUUUCCAAAAAAUUCAAAAUGUUUAUAGAAUCGGUAACGGUUCAAAUCAUCUUAAAGUUCCAUACAAAUUCACUUAUUCAACCAAAGACAACGACAGUAACGGAGUAAACAGAUCAAGAUCACGCGGUGGUGAUCGUAUAAUGAAUCCUUUAUCAUUCGAAUGUUCACCUAGUUUCUUUUAUCAACAAGAAUCAACAGUUCACAGGUUGCUGAUGUCAAUAACAAAGCAUAAACCAACUUUAAUACAAUCAUUGAAAUUGUCAUCAACUAAAAAAUCUAUCAUAGCCACAAGCACCACAAACUCCACCAUACCUCCACCAUCACCUAGAAACUUCACGUAUUCUCCGCCCCUUCAAUCAGAAACAAACCCUUCAAGAUUAGAAGAAAAGAAAAUUUUAUUCAAAAUUCCUUCAAAAUGGGCAUGGGGUGCAAGAUAA
Messenger RNA from Entrophospora candida, 522 nucleotides. The record is from the annotation of a GenBank genome assembly. NCBI's taxonomy places the organism in Eukaryota, Fungi, Glomeromycota, Glomeromycetes, Entrophosporales, Entrophosporaceae.